AUGAGCCGCAUCUACCAGGACAGCGCGCUCCGGAACAAGGCGGUGCGGAGCGCGCAGCUGCGCGGGGCCUGGGAGCCGGCCGCGCACCAGGGGGGAAAUGGUGUCCUGCUGGAGGGAGAGCUGGUGGAUGUAUCUCGGCACAGCAUCUCGGAUGCUCAUGGCAGAAAGGAGCGCUACUACGUGCUGUACAUCCGGCCCAGCCACAUCCACCGCCGGAAGUUCGACCCCAAGGGAAACGAGAUCGAGCCCAACUUCAGCGCCACCAGGAAGGUGAACACAGGCUUCCUCAUGUCGUCCUACAAGGUGGACGCCAAGGGGGACACGGACAGACUCACGCCCGAGGCCCUGAAGGAGCUGGUGAAUAAGCCGGAGCUGCUCGCUCUGACCCAGAGCCUCACGCCCGAGCAGACCGUGGCCUUCUGGGUGCCCGAGUCCGAGAUGGAGGCCCUGGAGCUGGAGCUGGGGGCCGGGGUUCGGCUGAAAACCCGAGGCGACGGCCCCUUCCUGGAUUCGUUAGCCAAACUCGAGGCUGGAACAAUGACCAAGUGCAACUUCGCUGGCGACGCGAAGACGGGCGCAUCAUGGACCGACAACAUCAUGGCCCGGAAGCCUUCCGGAGGGGCCACGGCGGAGACCAGAGAGCAGGGCGACGGGGCGGAGGAUGCGGAGUGGGACGACUGA
Molecule: messenger RNA, 681 nt
Organism: Pipistrellus nathusii (Nathusius's pipistrelle)
Lineage: Eukaryota; Metazoa; Chordata; Mammalia; Chiroptera; Vespertilionidae
Source: the annotation of a GenBank genome assembly